AUGAAUAAGCGAAUCUUCGCCUUCCGAGAUGACACCAAGUCCAAAGAUGCCGACGAGUUCGUCCGGAAAAAUGGGUUCACUCUACCUCUGCAGAUUUUCCAAGUCAUGUCCUUCAUCAUAUUCCUAGUCAUCGUGGCGUUAAUUAUUUGCAUUUCCGCCUUCAGCCCGAGCAGCGUUUUUAUCAUUUUCUACGUGUUCUUUGCCAUUUUAAUUACUACCAUUUUGGUCCUCUCCUACAUCGUCACCACCAUCAACCCCGUUGACCCCCUAUCAUUUAAGUACACGAAUACACAAAUCAACCAGGAAGAAAUUAAGAACCUAUACGAGUGUGACAUAUGUGGCUUUGUAGAACCACAGAGCAAGCAUUGCAAAGUUUGCAAUAAAUGUGUGUCCGUUUUUGACCACCACUGCAUGUGGGUGAAUAACUGCAUUGGGAAGAAAAACUAUAAAUAUUUCGUAGGUCUCCUCUCCGCUCUCAGUGUGUUCAACUGUGUCGUCUUUCUCUUCUGCAUCGUCUUCUUUGCCAUUUCUAUAAAGCAUGAUCUCAUAAAGGACCGAUGGAAAUACUUAUACGGGUCUUACAACGACAUUUUAUUCUACCUAAUGCUGUGUUCCCUCUUUGUCCUGAACGCAGUAGUUUUUGUACUCGUCAUACAACUCUUCGGCCUCCACAUUUUUCUCAUUUCGAAGAAAAUGACGACAUACGAGUACAUCGUCAACCGGUCUCACUCCGAAGAAGAACAGAAGGUGGGCAUUCGGACCUUCUUCGAGUGGCUAAUCAUAGACAAGAAACGCCUGCGGAAGUCGCACAGCGAAAAUCAGGCAAGGCGCAGUUCAUUAAAAAGGAGGGUCGCUCCUCCCUUCAGCGACGUCUGCGACAUCGAAAUCCAGGACAUUGAAAGAGUCAUGUCUUUAAAAAGUUAG
Messenger RNA from Plasmodium cynomolgi strain B, 924 nucleotides. Its product is annotated as DHHC zinc finger. NCBI's taxonomy places the organism in Eukaryota, Apicomplexa, Aconoidasida, Haemosporida, Plasmodiidae. Gene Ontology annotation, biological process: peptidyl-L-cysteine S-palmitoylation; protein targeting to membrane. The transcript is spliced from 6 exons. The record is from RefSeq and is a predicted model, not a curated record. Bases 1 to 924 code for a protein of 307 amino acids. Gene Ontology annotation, cellular component: endoplasmic reticulum; Golgi apparatus. Gene Ontology annotation, molecular function: protein-cysteine S-palmitoyltransferase activity.